Arachis stenosperma is the source of this 2062-nucleotide messenger RNA. RefSeq names its product putative pentatricopeptide repeat-containing protein At3g23330. The coding region runs from base 368 to 1771 and encodes 467 amino acids. Lineage: Eukaryota; Viridiplantae; Streptophyta; Magnoliopsida; Fabales; Fabaceae. The transcript is spliced from 2 exons. The record is from RefSeq and is a predicted model, not a curated record. Gene Ontology annotation, biological process: RNA modification. Gene Ontology annotation, molecular function: RNA binding; protein binding.
AAGUUUUCUUUUUUUAGUAUCAAUUAUAAUUGCACCAUUUUAUUUUUGAAACUUUUGUGCUCUUUCGUUUUGAGUUAUCGUGGAGUUCUUUAAUAAUUGCUUGUGGACAUGUAGGAAAAUAUGAUUAUUUAUUUAUCUUCUAUGAUAAGUUGCAACUACUGGAUUAAACUUUCUCCCAAGUAACAUCUAGGUAAUUGCAUAGGGCUAGUUCUAGAAAUGAAAUGUUUCUAUAUGAAAAUUUCACAGAAAAGGUUCCAGGCUUCCCUAAUCAUGAUGAAGGAUAACACGAACUUUUUAACACAAUUGAUCAAUCUUUUACAUCACUAAUUAGUUGUUUGUUAUAGGAAGAACCCAUGACACUAUCAAAAUGUGUACGAACAAAGCUUUGAAGUUGUCGAUUCUGCUCCGAAAUUGUGUGUGGUGCUCUGCAGUCCUGCAAGUCAAGCAAUGCCAUGCCCAAACUAUUCUCCAAGGAUUGCUUCCGCAUCUCACUCUUCAGACAGAUCUCUUGCUAGCCUACUGUAGAUUGUGCCUUCUCCGCCAUGCUCGGAAGGUGUUCGGCACAAUGCCCGUAAGAAACAUGCAUUCAUGGAACAUCAUGAUUGCCUCCUACAUUGAGAAUUCCUUGUAUUCCAAUGCUUUAGCUAUUUUUCGUGAGUUCAAGAGUUGCAAUCUUGUUCCAGAUCAUUAUACGUUGCCUCAACUUUUUAAGGCUUCUGUAGGAGUAGGUGAUGCUUGUUUUGGUAAGGUGUGUCACGGUUGGGUGAUAAAGCUUGGCUAUGAGGGGUAUGUUGUUGUGGCUAGUUCUGUGCUCGAGUUUUAUGUGAAAUUUGGGUUGAUAACCGACGCAUACUCGGUGUAUUCCAUGAUGCUUUGUAGGGACUUUGUGGCUUGGAAUUUGAUGAUUUCUGGCUUUUUAAGGGCUGGCUUGUAUUUGCAUGUUAUCGAUUGUUUCAGAGAAAUGCUGCUUACAAAUGGGGGGAAGAUGGAUUCCAUGUCUGUUCCUAGCAUUUUAAUUGCUUGUGGGAGGGAAGGAGACUUAAUGAAAGGGAAAGAAGUUCAUGGGUACGUCUUUAAGAACUGCGAGUUUGAUGUGGAUACUCCCAUCGGUAACACCUUAAUUGAUAUGUAUGGGAAGUGUGGAUGCUUAAAUGAUUCAGAGAAAGUUUUCAAGACAAUGCGCAGCGUGAACGUGGUUACGUGGACUACCAUGAUAUCGUGUUAUGGUAUGCAUGGAAAUGGGGAGGAAGCGCUCUUGCUAUUUCGAAAGAUGGUUAAUGGAGGAAUUACACCAAAUUCUGUCACACUUACAGCAGUGUUAGCUAGUUGUAGCCACUCUGGUCUGAUAGACCAAGGAAAGAAAAUUUUCAAUUCAAUUAGUUCCGGUUAUGGAUUGCAGCCAAGUGCUGAACACUAUGCAUGUAUGGUGGAUCUUUUUGGCCGCGCUGGGUAUCUUGUUGAAGCACUUGAGUUGUUGAGGAGCAUGAAAUCGUUAGGAACGGGAAGCAUCUGGGGUGCGCUUCUUGCUGGUUGUGUAAUGCACAAGAAUGUUGAGAUUGCAGAAAUUGCAGCUCAUCAUCUUUUCCAAUUAGAACAAAAUAAUGCUAGUAACUACAUAGCCCUAUGUGGCAUCUAUCAGUCUAAUGGUGUGCUUGAUGGAAUUGCAACUGUUAGAGAAAGAAUGAGAGAACAAGGUUUGAUUAAAACUCCUGGUUGUAGCUGGAUCAGUAUUGGAGGAAGGGCUCAUAAAUUCUAUCAAGGCCAUCAAUAGAACCAGCUGCCUCUGCAAUAGGCAUUGAAGAACACCGUUAAUUGUUUAUUGGAUGAGAUAACAAACCGAAAAUGCAGUAAUUCACUGUGAAAAUUGUCACAGAAUAUUUCAAAAUCUAGCUCAGCCAACUAUAUCUUUGUAUUCAUUAAGACUCAUAUGGAGUCCAUAUGUAUAAGGUUGUAGCUGUUAAGGCUGUGUCACUAACUGUAAAUUUGUGAUUUUUAUUUCAAGUAAUAAGUAGUUAGUCAUAUAAGCAAGGCGAGUUGCUCCUGAAAGAUUCUGAAACAAAUU